UCUCACACCGUGGCCGUGAGGAUGUCGGCAACCUUCGCUGGGAGACAACUGCUACUGAGGGCCGUCAUCAAGUAGAAAAAGGGAAGACUUUGGUUAGCUCGUGGUCAUCUCUCUCUUCGAGGAGCGCGGAAGAACCGCCGGAGAUGGAGCCACCGAGGAGAGGUGGACCGGCGGUGGCGGUGAUGGGCAUGCUCGUUCUGGUGGUGGUGCUGUGCGGCGCGGCGGAUGGGUGGACCGGGGAAAUCCACGGGAGGGUGGUUUGCGAUGUUUGCGGGGAUUCCUCCAUAGGACCAGAGGAUCACGUCUUGGAAGGUGCUGAAGUAGCUGUUCUUUGCAUAACCAAAUCUCGUGAGGUUAUUAAUUAUCAGGCUUUCACAAGCUCGAAAGGCAUUUACACAGUGGCAGAGACUAUGCCGGAGAGCGACAGGUGGGAGUCAUGCUUGGCAAGGCCCAUCAGCAGCUACCAUGAGCAUUGCACUCGAAGGGGAGAUGCUCACUCUGGGAUCAAGUUCACUUACAAUUUAUCAUCUGGACAUUCUCAUACUGUCAAACCAUUCCUUUACAAACCUGCUUCUCUCCCAAUGUAUUGCAGCUGAAAUUUGUGCCGCAAGUUCGGAAACAUAGUGAAUGUAUAAUCCAAAGUCAUGUAUGUUGAUUGAGAGGGGGAAGAAGGCACCCUAAAUGCUGUAGAAACCAAGCUGGUUUUGAUGACUAAAUAAAAUGAAAUGGCUGAAUCUGCUAUAUUGGUUA
Messenger RNA from Elaeis guineensis (African oil palm), 750 nucleotides. RefSeq lists its product as uncharacterized. Lineage: Eukaryota; Viridiplantae; Streptophyta; Magnoliopsida; Arecales; Arecaceae. The record is from RefSeq and is a predicted model, not a curated record.